Drosophila subobscura is the source of this 5632-nucleotide messenger RNA. RefSeq lists its product as uncharacterized. Gene Ontology annotation, molecular function: microtubule binding. Gene Ontology annotation, biological process: mitotic spindle assembly. The coding region runs from base 414 to 5609 and encodes 1731 amino acids. Lineage: Eukaryota; Metazoa; Arthropoda; Insecta; Diptera; Drosophilidae. The record is from RefSeq and is a predicted model, not a curated record. The transcript is spliced from 11 exons. Gene Ontology annotation, cellular component: cytoplasmic microtubule; microtubule organizing center; spindle microtubule.
UAGCAACAAAGUCAGAAACUUGGUCCUUUCUUAGCCAGUUUAGCCAAGUGCAAUGUUGGUGGUUGGAAACUAACUGUUGCAGCAGAGCAAAGCGGCAAACCAAGGCGGAGAGUAACGGCCCGUAGAGCAUGCGCAGUGCAACGGCUCUCAAUGUUCUAGCUCUAGCGUUGGCUACAAAAGCAAUCAGCCAACAGUAAUAUGCCCAGUCGUUGCUAGCGAGUUGAAAGUUAAUGUUGUGGCUGAAAAAAAGUUAGAAAUAAAGAGGGAUUGCCACUAGUCACAGGACAUUUCGGACCGGAUGCAAGCGUGCGUGACAAUUAAAAAUUAAAAUCCAAGUGAAUAGACCAAAGGCAACCAAAGGCAGUGCAAGUCAGAUAAUUGCAGGCAGAGAGGGGAGGUGCGGUCGGAGCAGCAUGUUCUUUCGACGUAUUUUGGAACGCAAAGAUAGCAGCAGUAACAAUGCGCCGCUCCCUAUAGCUUCCACAGCAACGUCAGCGGCCAAUGGCAGUCGAACCCGCACGCCGAUGAGUGACUACAACAGCGAGGACAGCGAGAGUGUCACUUAUGUGAGUGGUGGCACUGCCAGCGAAGUCAAGGACAAGAAUAACAACCAGUCAGGGACUGGGACUGGGGCUGGUAUGAAAAUGCAACGACGAGCAGAGGCCCCGGCGAUGGGUGGUGCAACUGUGCAACUGACACCGCUGUGGGAGCAUAUUCUUCGCACACGCCGCCUGCCGGAAACCAUUAGCCCCAGCGCCAUGUUUGCCGAGUUCCAUGAGCGGCUGCAGGAUCCCGAGUGGCAGGUGCGCCAGCACGCCCUGCGAGUGCUCGUCGAUGUCCUUGUGGUGAUGCAAGACCGAGCCGACAGCCACAUGGAGGAGCAGCAGCUGAUCGGCCUGCUGGUCGAGAACCUGGGCCACCAGGCGCCCACCGUUCGCAAGGGAGCACUCGACUGCCUGCGCGUGUAUCUGGCGGAAACAGCUGUACCCGAAUCGGUGGUCCUCAGGAUACUCGACACUGGACUGUCCCCCAAGGACUCGGACCACGGGCGACUUAGCUGCGGCGUUCUGCUCUCACUGCCCGCCAUACUCCAAUCGAUUUUGCACACCCCCCAGCGGCAUUUUAUCGUGCAGCAGGCACUGCAGCGUGUGGUGCAACAUUUGGAGCAACUGCCGCAGCAGGAGCUCACGCUGAAGGUUCUGUCCAAGAUGCGAGAGCUCCUGGGAGUCCACGAAUUUGAAGCCAUUAUGAACACGGUGGGCGGACACACCACCCUCAGCAAGUACUACCAACUGUGUCAGGUGUAUGGAGUGUCUGAGAAGCAGAAUCGCCUGGGAGAAGUCAAAACGGGCGCCUGGCGGGCGCUGCCCAGGGAGCAGAGCUGGAGGAGCAGCAGCCAUCCCUUGGACGCUUCGCUGCAGCUGCAGCAGGCCAGUUGUUCGGACAAGGGAAAGGUCAUAAUGGAAACGGAAAUCCAGAUCAAUGAUGACACCGUCACCAUGCGGCUGCUCGAGGCGGACACUGAGACGGAGGAGUCCGACAGUCCAGCGCGAGUUUACUCCCAGGAAAUGGAGACCAAAGAGCUGGUUUGCCGCUCCUUGCCGAGUGCGAGUAGAUCCAGGGUAGAUCAGGAUAUGCGAGAAGCGGCAGGCAUCGUGCAAGUCAUCAGCGACUCUGAGCUGGAUGAGCCUCCAGCUGCUGCGGCGGGAACGGAGAACAAGUCAGAGCCCAGCACGCCCUCGCGUGGCCUGAAGCGCGUGACAUUUGGUGGGGAGGUGGUGAAAAUGCGCACACCCGACAGCGAUGCGGCCACCAGCAAUACCAAGCGAACAGCUCAACCCAUUGUUAUAGCGCUGGAUGACUCCUCGGGCGCCACGCUGCAAUCGCCGUUGGAGGAUGAACCUCUCGAGAGCACACCAAGUGACAGCAAGACCUCAGCGCUGGUUGUGGAUAUACCCAAUGAUAAUACGAAGCCAUUGCCACGCCCAUACAGCUCUCAGUCGGUGCGAGCACAGAGCCAAGUGCAAGCGGAUCAUUCCACGACAAGUGGCAGUCCCAGUCCCAGCUCCAAACAGCAGGAAGCAGACUCCAAGCAGACUCCAUCGCCGCAUUCCCCACAGCUCUACCGCAGUCGCAGCACGAGUCCAGCGGGCAGCAACAACAUCAGUCCCAAGGUGCCGCACAAGCAGAUCGAAGUGCUGCACAAUCUUCAGCGGGAUCCAUCGCCGCGUUCACAGCGCCGCAAUGAGGAUAUGGCAGAGCGUUCUCCAUCCCCCGGCCAAUCCCAGCGAGCACGCAGCAACUCCAUCAUAUCCGCAGAGUCGCCAGUGACACCAAAGUCCUGGGAGGAUCUGGACAUUGUCAACUAUAAAACUCUGAUGGAUCUCAGAUCUGGGGACUGGCGGCAUCGCCUGCAGGGCUUUGCCCAUCUGGAGCUGGCCCUCAGCUCCUCGAGCAACUUGGCUCAGGUGCAGCCGUACUUGGACAGUCUGCUGCGCACUUUGCUCUCCUCCGAGCGACACUUCGAGGUGGCUGAGCUGAAGCGUGAGCUGCUGGUGAAUUUGAUCACACGCCUGCCGCUGGACAACUUGGAGGAGCGCACGCUGCAGAUUCUCACAGGACUGUGUCGCCAGGGCACCGCAGGAGCCAAUCGAGUGUGCAAGGCGCUGAUGCAGCGACUGCCAGCGGGCACAAUUGUGGCCAAGCUCACGGCGCCAGAGUUUAUGCAUGCCAAGAGCUCAAAGUUCCGUGAUCAUGCACUCCAAAUGUCCAUCUUCGCUUUGAUGACUUUUCCCGGCACCUGCUUUGACAUCAACCUGCUGACGGCGCAGACCAUUUACUCCUCGCUGAAUCGCAAGCGACGCGUACGCCAGGCGGCUCUGGAGGUGCUUGCCGUCCUGGCUGACAUCUCUUCGGUCAAGCAGGUGCUGGCCAUCGUGUCCGAAAUGGCUGCAGGCGUGGAGCUCGGUCCACCCAUGCUGGAGGCUGCCAGAAUGCGUCUGUCCCGCCUGCAGUUACCCAUCAUAACGCCGGACAGCUCCGUGCUCUUUGUCUUCAAUCAAACGGACACGCCCGGCAAUCGGCGUGGUGCAGAUGUGGACUGGAUCAAUCAGGGCGAUGGCUCAGCCUCACCAAAUGCUGUGAAGAGGCGACGCAUGCGUGCCGCCAGCAGACAGCGUGGUGUGCAGGAGGGCACGGAGGCAAAGGACAGAACACAGACACUCCACAGUUUUAGUCACGUCAAUGAGAAUCUGCAUCGACAUUCCUUCCACUCUCCGCCAGAGACGCUGGACAUGACCAGCCCCAGCCCCAAUGACUUUUCGCAGAGAUUAAGUUUUGGCGCUAAUAGGACAAUGCAUGGAAACCUCAUGGAUCGCCGCAUGGUGGGCAAAACCUGCUCAGACACUUCGAUGGACGGCCGAAGCACUGACAGCACGGCAACCACUUGCAGCAGUGGCAGCACUGGCAGUUUUAUACAGCUGACAGGCCGCACUGGCAGUCACUUUGCGGCGCCCAAUUCAAGAUUUCCCGCCAUGCAUCAGCACACGGAUUUUGUGAACAAUUUUAUGCGCAGCAUGCAGCGUUCCAGCACAUCCUACGCCAUGGAUGGACAGGCGUAUCCAAAAGUUAGCUACACAAACCCGAAGUCAACUCAGCAGAGUCAAAUGCUGCGCAAGAAGCUGCAGCAUCAGCACUCCUUUACCAUCGCCCAGCAGAGCAACAGAACACGAAACGCUGGCCAGGCACAAGAUGGCGAAAUGCACAAGAAACAGCGCAGCUUUUCCACAGAUAAUCUACAAUCAGCACAGCAGUUGGGCAGGGAAUGCGCCGGCGCUGGCGCCACAAAAUCAGAUGACAACAAUCAGCCGCCUGCUGGCACCUGCUGCACGGACACAGAGUACAGAAAAUCGAUGCAAAUUGUUGCAGAGAGUGAGCAGCAGCAGGUCGAUGAUAAGUCCACCUGGGAAGUGUUUCCGCCACCGGCAGAUGGUGCACAAGAAAAUGUUUAUGCUGUGAUUCCCUACAAGGAGUUUUUCUCUCGCAGCACAAGCGUUCACACAGGAGCGGAGCCGGAAGCGGACAAAGUACCCACGGAUGGCUCACCGCUGUCUGUAAAGUCCACGAGUUACUCCCAGAAGUCCACAGCCUCAGCCAAGUCGAGCAACAGCGGAACGGAGCGACGACCUGCGAGUGCCGCGCGCAGUGCCGAAAGCGUGGAUAAACAAUUGGAAGUGCUCAGUCUGGAGCGCAAUGCGGUGGAGACCUUUGGCGAGCUCGUCGUGGAUGAUAUUGUAUCAAACAUAGAGGAGGAAGCGGAGCAACUGCACCGUGAGGACUCUCUCAAACGCAACGAGAGCGUCAACAGUCUCCACAGCAAAACGGAGAGCAUCAAAACGCAGCUGGAGGACGCUUCCCCGCAGCUCUCAAGAGCCCAAUCGACCAAGUCGCUGCCCAUCGAAGAGGACAUCGAAGGCAGCAACAGUUUUGUGGUGGUGGAAGAGGUGCAGCAUGAGCUGCAGGCAUCACCCAGUGACUCCUCGCCGGUGGAGCAGCUGCAGGCGGAACCACAGGCAGAAAUCGUAGAGCCAGCACGCAGUUCCUUUAGCUUAAAGUCGGACAACUUGGCCCUGCAGCCGCGCAGCAUUUCCCUGGAGUCACUCUACGGCGCACGCCCUGCCUCGAAGCAGGGAUCCCUGGAUAACACCAGCACCAGCACCACAGACAACACCUCGCAGUCGGGCUCGCAGCUGGGCAACAUCAGUGCUAUCGCUGCCAUUGCUGUCAGAGGGAAGGCCAAGCACACGCCGCUCAAGCAAAAGUCAAAGACUUCGUAUUUCCUGCGCGGCCAGCGGCGUGUCUCGCCGGUGAAGCAGGCCAUUAAGAUCUCGCAGGCGGAACUGUUCCCCCAGAACAUGUCGCGCUUCGAGAAGCCACGCGAGGCUCUACUCAAGACCCUUGACCAGCUGGACUCCAGCAACUGGGAGCUGAACAUUGUGGGCUUGAAGAGCCUGGUGCGGCUGAUACGCUGCCACGCGGAGUUUCUGGACAGCCACAUGCACAUGACCUGCAUCCAGCUCACGCGCUCGGUGCGCAAUCUGCGCUCCCAGGUGGCGCGCGCCUCCUGCCAAGCGGCCGCCGAGCUAUUCAGCUUGAAGUCCAAGUAUCUGGAGCAGGAGUGCGACGAUCUCGUCUGCGCGCUGCUGCAUCGCACCGCAGACACGAAUCGCUUUAUACGCGCGGAUGCCACACACGCCCUGGAGUCCAUGGUGGAUCAUGCGCAGCCCGUCAAGGUGCUGAAUAUCCUCUCCAGCAAGGGUGCGCAGCAUCAGAAUGCCCUCGUGCGCACCUCCACGGCCAAGCUGUUGUUCAGACUCGUCGAGCGGCUGGGCAGUGAUCGCAUCUACGCCAUGGGGAGGGACCAUCGCGACAAGUUCUUUGUGGUGGGCGCCAAUCUGCUGCUCGAAGGCAGCCUGGAGACGCGCAGCUAUGCCAAGUCGCUGUUCCGCGCGCUGUCCGAGCACAGCAGCUACCAGCGACUGCUGCUGGAGGUGAUACCAGCGCGCACGUACAGGAACGUGGAGAAGACGCUGAGGAGUAUAGCACGUUAGUAGGGAACACAAUUUGCAUCUUU